Messenger RNA from Colletotrichum phormii, 804 nucleotides. RefSeq lists its product as uncharacterized. The transcript has a single exon. NCBI's taxonomy places the organism in Eukaryota, Fungi, Ascomycota, Sordariomycetes, Glomerellales, Glomerellaceae. The record is from RefSeq and is a predicted model, not a curated record. The coding region runs from base 164 to 676 and encodes 170 amino acids.
GUGAUAGCAUACAGUGAUGUGGCAUAGCACAGGGAAUGCAGGCAGGGUGGUCAGAACAGACAAGGUAUCACUAGAAGUCUCAAGAUGAGAGUCGGGCGUUCGGGGCCAUGCCGCCAUACCGCAGACGCGCCUGCGACCACGUGGGGGUAAGAUCCAAUUGGCAAUGCGAGCGAUACCAAGCAAGACCUCGAGAUGUCUGAGCUGGCGUUUACGGAGUAUGGCCCUCUUUGUCCGUGUGUCCAUCGAUCGCUACCGGCCAAAGCUGCAUGUCUCUCAGUCCCCCGAUCUCCGUCAUCACAGGUAUCCCCGUACCCCCCUCCCCCGAUCUACUUUUAGCCUCUUCUUGCUGGCUCAAGUUUCGUUAUUUUUUAUUUUCCUCACAUUCGCCCUCACGCUCUCUCUUCCAUCUCCGCUACCCACCUCCCCUGCUCCCGCCGUGCCCAGUCAGUCCAACGGAAGAUUUUUGCUCGCGCCAAACGGGACCAUUCCUUCUCGAGCUCGGGGUGUCAUUCCACGAAUAAAAGUCCAAAGUUGCGGCUGGGCGGCCCAGCCCGGACCAGGACAGCUUCCUGCUUUUCUGUUCUGCCACCCGUGCCAACCUCGGAAUCUACCCACUCUCUUGGGUCAUCUACCGAUCGACAAUCCUCAACCCCUUCGGUCCCUCUUAAGCCCUUGAGCUUUUCUCUUCCUUCCUAUCUCUUACUACUUCUUCUCCCUUCACUUCACCUUCCCGAUUCCUCCCAGGAUCAUCAACCUGUGAACCCUUCCUCAUCACCAUCAAGGGAAAGCAAAUACAGACAGACA